UCCCCCGCGCCGCUGAGGCCGCUUUUCGGGGGCUCCGUGAUGAGGCUCGGCGGCCUCUACCCCGCUGGCUUCGUCGCCGCUUAUUGCCUCCCCUGAGGCGGCUGCUGCUGGUGCUUAACCUCGGCGCCGGUCUCGCUCCGCCCUUGACUGCACUGAGGAGAGCAAAACUGUGGAAGGUCCGUCACCCAUAAUUUCUGGAGUACACACAAGAAGCCAUCAAAAUGUCAGGAGCUUCUGUCAAGGUGGCUGUCCGGGUCCGACCCUUUAAUUCCCGAGAGACCAGCAAAGACUCAAAAUGCAUCAUACAAAUGCAAGGCAACUCAACCAGUAUUCUCAACCCAAAGAACCCCAAGGAAGCACCAAAAUCCUUCAGCUUUGAUUACUCAUAUUGGUCCCAUACCUCGCCUGACGACCCUUGCUUCGCCUCUCAAAACCGCGUGUACAAUGAUAUUGGGAAGGAGAUGCUGCUGCAUGCCUUUGAGGGCUACAACGUUUGUAUCUUCGCUUACGGCCAAACCGGAGCUGGGAAAUCCUACACUAUGAUGGGAAAGCAGGAGGAGAACCAGGCAGGGAUCAUACCACAGCUCUGUGAAGAGCUGUUUGAGAAGAUCAAUGACAACAGCAACGAAGAGAUGUCUUAUUCUGUGGAGGUCAGUUACAUGGAGAUCUACUGCGAGAGAGUCCGCGACUUGCUGAACCCCAAGAACAAAGGAAACCUGCGGGUCCGGGAACACCCUUUGCUCGGGCCCUACGUGGAAGAUCUGUCCAAACUGGCGGUCACUUCUUACACCGAUAUUGCAGACCUCAUGGACGCUGGGAACAAAGCCAGGACGGUGGCAGCUACCAACAUGAACGAAACCAGCAGCCGUUCCCACGCCGUCUUCACGAUCGUUUUCACCCAGAAGAAGCACGACGUUGAAACCGACCUUUCUACUGAGAAGGUUAGCAAGAUCAGCCUCGUGGAUCUCGCAGGGAGUGAGAGAGCCGACUCCACUGGUGCUAAAGGGACUCGAUUAAAGGAGGGAGCAAAUAUCAACAAAUCUCUCACCACAUUGGGGAAAGUGAUUUCGGCCUUGGCAGAAGUGGAUAACUGCACCAGCAAGAGUAAGAAGAAAAAGAAGUCCGACUUUAUCCCAUACAGGGAUUCCGUGCUGACGUGGUUGCUGCGAGAGAACCUAGGCGGCAACUCAAGAACUGCAAUGGUGGCUGCGCUGAGUCCAGCGGACAUCAACUACGAUGAAACUUUAAGCACUUUAAGAUAUGCUGACCGGGCAAAGCAGAUCAAAUGCAAUGCAGUGAUCAAUGAGGAUCCCAACGCCAAGCUGGUGCGGGAGCUGAAGGAGGAAGUUACCCGGCUCAAAGACCUCCUCAGGGCUCAAGGCCUCGGCGACAUCAUUGACAUCGAUCCGUUGGACGAUUUCCCUGGAAGUGGAGGCAAAUAUCUGAAAGAUUUUCAGAACAAUAAACACAGAUACUUGCUAGCCUCCGAGAAUCAACGUCCUGGCCAUUUUUCCACAGCAUCCAUGGGCUCCCUCACCGCCUCUCCAUCUUCCUGCUCUCUCAGUAGUCAGGUGGGCUUAACGUCGGUCUCCAGUAUCCAAGAACGGAUCAUGUCCACUCCCGGAGGAGAGGAAGCCAUUGAACGUUUGAAGGAGUCUGAGAAAAUCAUUGCAGAGCUGAACGAGACCUGGGAGGAGAAACUGCGGAAGACCGAAGCUAUUAGGAUGGAGAGAGAAGCUUUGCUUGCCGAGAUGGGAGUCGCCAUUCGAGAAGACGGAGGGACCCUCGGCGUCUUCUCUCCAAAAAAGACACCUCAUCUUGUCAACCUCAACGAAGAUCCCCUCAUGUCGGAGUGCCUGCUUUACUACAUCAAAGAUGGUAUAACCAGGGUUGGCCAGGCCGAUGCCGAACGGCGUCAAGACAUCGUUCUGAGCGGGGCUCACAUCAAAGAGGAACACUGUGUCUUCCGAAGCGAGAGGAAUCACAACGGCCACGUCAUCGUUACCCUGGAGCCUUGUGAGCGGUCGGAAACGUACGUCAACGGGAAGAGGGUGGUGCAGCCGGUCCAGCUGCGCUCAGGAAAUCGCAUUAUUAUGGGCAAAAACCACGUGUUCCGUUUCAACCACCCUGAGCAAGCCCGGGCCGAGCGGGAGAAAACGCCGUCGGCAGAGACGCCGUCGGAACCAGUGGACUGGACGUUUGCUCAGAGGGAACUGCUGGAGAAACAAGGCAUUGAUAUGAAGCAGGAGAUGGAGAAAAGACUUCAGGAGAUGGAGAUUCUGUACAAGAAGGAGAAGGAAGAAGCGGACCUCUUACUGGAGCAGCAGAGGCUGGACUAUGAGAGUAAACUCCAAGCCUUACAGAAGCAGGUUGAGACGCGGUCCUUGGCUGCCGAAACUACCGAGGAAGAGGAGGAAGAAGAAGAGGAAGUGCCCUGGACUCAGCACGAGUACGAACUUGCCCAGUGGGCUUUCCGGAAAUGGAAAUUCCACCAGUUCACUUCCUUGAGAGAUCAGCUGUGGGGCAACGCAGUCUACCUGAAAGAAGGCAACGCGAUCAGCGUGGAGCUGAAAAAGAAGGUGCAGUUCCAGUUUGUCCUGUUAACCGACACGCUCUACUCCCCGCUGCCUCCGGAACUGCUGCCUCCCGAGGCGGAGAAGACCCGGGAUGACCGCUGGCCUUUCCCCCGGACGGUAGUGGCCGUGGAAGUCCAGGAUCUGAAGAACGGCGCGACUCACUAUUGGUCCCUGGAAAAGCUCAAGCAGAGGUUGGAGCUGAUGCGGGAGAUGUACGACCGAGCGGGAGAAAUGGCCUCCAACGCUCAGGAGGAGGGCGAGAACACCAUGACCGGGAGCGACCCUUUCUACGACCGAUUCCAUUGGUUCAAGCUGGUUGGGAGCUCCCCCAUUUUCCACGGCUGUGUGAACGAGCGCCUCGCGGACCGCACACCCUCCCCCACUUUCUCCACGGCUGACUCGGACAUCACUGAGCUGGCCGACGAGCAGCAGGACGAGAUGGAGGACUUUGACGACGAGGCCUUUGUGGACGAUACCGGCUCCGACGCUGGGACCGAGGAGGGAUCGGACCUCUUCAGUGAUGGGCAGGACCCGUUUUACGACCGGUCCCCUUGGUUCAUUUUAGUGGGAAGGGCAUUUGUAUACCUGAGCAAUCUUCUCUACCCGGUCCCACUUAUCCACCGAGUAGCCGUGGUCAGUGAGAAAGGCGAAGUGCGUGGAUUCUUGCGUGUGGCGGUCCAGGCUAUUGCCGCUGACGAAGAAGCUCCUGAUUAUGGAUCUGGGGUCCGACAGUCUGGCACGGCUAAAAUUUCAUUUGAUAAUGAGUAUUUUAACAAGAGCAACUUUUCAUCGGUCGCCAUGACCCGUUCCGGAUUGUCCUUGGAGGAACUGAGGAUUGUGGAAGGUCAGGGGCAGAGUUCAGAGGUCAACACGCCUCCCGAAGAAAUCAACAGAAUGAAUGACCUGGACCUGAAGUCUGGCACGUUGCUGGACGGCAAGAUGGUCAUGGAAGGCUUUACCGAAGAAGUCGGCGACCACCUGAAACUGGGCAGCGUGUUCACGUUCCGCGUGACGGUACUACAAGCUAGCGGGAUCCUCCCGGAAUACGCAGAUAUUUUCUGCCAGUUCAACUUUCUUCAUCGACACGACGAAGCUUUCUCCACCGAGCCCCUCAAGAACAACGGCCGAGGGACGCCUCUCGGCUUUUAUCACGUCCAGAAUAUUUCCGUGGAAGUGACGGAAUCCUUUGUAGAAUACAUCAAGACGAAGCCCAUCGUGUUCGAAGUCUUUGGCCAUUAUCAGCAGCAUCCGCUCCACCUGCAAGGACAGGAUAUCAACAGCCCCCCGCAGCCAUCCCGGCGGUAUUUCCCUCCUCCCAUGCCGCUCUCAAAGCCAGUCCCUGCCACCAAGCUCAACACCAUGAGCAAGCACAGCGUGGGACAGAGCAUGAUCAAGUACGACCUCCUGGUCUGGUUCGAGAUCAGCGAGUUGGAGCCGACUGGAGAAUACAUUCCUGCUAUCGUGGACCACACUGGGGGGCUACCCUGCCAGGGGACCUUUCUGCUUCACCAGGGAAUUCAGCGUCGGAUCACCGUCACGAUUAUCCACGAGAAAGGCAACGAGCUGCACUGGAAGGACGUGCGGGAGCUGGUGGUCGGGCGCAUCAGAAACACAGCAGAAGUGGAUGAAGCGGCAGUGGAUGCAAUCUUGUCGCUGAACAUCAUCUCUGCAAAAUACCUGCGGCUUUCUCACAGCUCCAACAGGACUUUCUACCGCUUUGAGGCGGUCUGGGACAGCUCCCUCCAUAACUCCCUUCUCUUGAACCGGGUGACCCCUUACGGAGAGAAGAUCUACAUGACCCUCUCGGCUUACCUGGAGCUUGACCACUGCAUCCAGCCAGCUGUCAUCACCAAGGACGUCUGCAUGGUCUUCUACUCGCGAGACGCCAAGAUCUCGCCCCCUCGCUCGUUGCGCAGUCUCUUCGGCAGCGGCUAUUCCAAAUCCCCAGACUCCAAUCGAGUCACCGGAAUCUACGAGCUGAGCUUGUGCAAGAUGGCAGACACCGGAAGUCCAGGUAUGCAGAGGCGGAGGAGGAAAGUCUUGGACACUUCCGUGGCCUACGUCCGUGGAGAAGAGAACCUAGCCGGCUGGAGGCCCCGAGGGGACAGCCUCAUUCUGGAGCACCAGUGGGAACUGGAGAAACUGGAGCUCCUGCUUGAGGUCGAGAAGACUCGGCACUUCUUGCUGCUGCGGGAGAAGCUGGGCGACAGCAUCCCCAAGUCCCUGAGUGACUCGCUGUCCCCCAGCCUCAGCAGCGGGACCCUCAGCACCUCCACCAGCAUCUCCUCCCAGAUCUCGUCCACCACCUUCGAGAGCGCCGUCACGCCCAGCGAGAGCAGCGGCUACGACUCGGCCGACAUCGAGAGCCUGGUGGAUCGGGAGAAAGAGUUGGCCACCAAGUGCCUGCAGCUUCUUACUCACACUUUCAACCGUGAAUUUAACCAGGUCUACAACAGCAUCAGUGAUUGUAAGCUGUCCGACAUCUCUCCAAUUGGCCGGGACCCGUCGGUGUCCAGUUUCAGCAGCGCCACCCUCACGCCUUCCUCCACUUGCCCAUCGCUCUCUGAUUCCAGAUGCAACUCGGUGGACCAGAAGACCCCCGAAGCCAACUCUCGCUCCUCCAGCCCCGGCCCAGAAGGGGAACCCUUCCAAUUGAUCCCACCCGUGGAAGCCUCUUACUUGGCCAGAGCAGGCAAAAACGAGUUUCUCAACCUCGUUCCUGACAUCGAAGAGAUCCGACCCGGCUCGGUGGUCUCCAAGAAAGGCUACCUGCACUUCAAGGAGCCGCUCUCCCCGUCGUGGGCCAAGCACUUCGUGGUGGUCCGCCGCCCGUACGUCUUCAUCUACAACAGCGACAAGGACCCCGUGGAGAGGGGGAUCAUCAACCUCUCCACGGCCCAGGUGGAGUACAGCGAGGAUCAGCAGGCCAUGGUGAAGACCCCCAACACCUUUGCUGUGUGCACGAGGUACCGCGGUGUCCUUCUCCAGGCCAUCAAUGACAAAGACAUGAAUGACUGGCUGUAUGCCUUCAACCCGCUUCUCGCCGGCACGAUACGGUCCAAACUGGCCCGACGGCGCUCCGGACAGCUGAAGUACUGAGUCUCCCUGGGACGCUCCUCCGAUUCGCACCCCCUCUAACACGCCUUCUGAUAUAGAUAAAGUGUUACCUCUCA
Molecule: messenger RNA, 5749 nt
Organism: Elgaria multicarinata webbii
Lineage: Eukaryota; Metazoa; Chordata; Lepidosauria; Squamata; Anguidae
Gene: KIF1B
Product: kinesin family member 1B
Exons: 49
Coding region: 222-5675 (1817 amino acids)
Biological process (GO): microtubule-based movement
Molecular function (GO): microtubule binding; microtubule motor activity; ATP binding
Source: RefSeq, a predicted model, not a curated record